Molecule: messenger RNA, 830 nt
Organism: Neurospora crassa OR74A
Lineage: Eukaryota; Fungi; Ascomycota; Sordariomycetes; Sordariales; Sordariaceae
Exons: 1
Coding region: 228-830 (200 amino acids)
Source: RefSeq, a predicted model, not a curated record
CAAACGAACAUGCGCUUCUUACUUGCGAAUAUCCAAUGUCACGUACCUGAUUCUGGUUGAUGAUGCAUCAUGUCCAAAGCUGGAUAGGUAGGCAUCUUCAACCAUGACAAUCUCCCAUGCCUACAUAAAAGAAGUGUUUGAGACCCUCACCGCCAGUAAUAUCAUAUCCUCAUCCAACCCAAUCCAACCCCAACAGAAUUCACCUUCAGAACUAACCCAUAUUCACAAUGUGCCGUAAGCUUUGGCCCGUCUACUCGUGCGGGCACGAACAAAUCCCCGCCCAGAGCACCCGCACCGAGUCCUGCGGAAACAGCUGUCCAGAACACUCUUGGGGUUCCGGCUACUAUCAGCUCCCAACAGACUGCGGUAAUGUUCGCUGCUCAACAGCAAUACGGAACAUGUUGGACAAGGGCCAAGUGAAAAUUGCUGAUUGGAAGUGGAAUUAUGGUGCUCAUACUGGUAAUAACUAUAGCGGUGGUGGUGCCGGUGGUGGUGGUGGUGAUACUACCUCGUAUGGUGGGUAUGGCGGUGGAUACGGCGGUGGAUAUGCCGGCUUUUCUCCGAUGCCCCCGUCGGGGCCGUCGUCCGUGUCUUGUCCGGUGCAUGGUGGAUACAAUCCGGCGCCGUUGCCUGCAGCACCCUCUCUUCAACCGUAUCAUAACGCUGGCAGCGGCUUUUACCAAGGAUAUAACAACAACCCGGUGUUGCGUCCUAUGUCAGCACCUCCAGCCCCGUUCUUGGGUCAACCCUUCUUUCCACCUUUCCCACCGUAUGGCGGCGGCAGUCAAGGGUGUCCGCCUCCGACGAUUGUGGUGAGAUAUCGUCGGUAG